GGCGGGGCUUUCAGUUUUCUUGCAUGAGAGAACUCGUGGAUCUUCUGAGAGAUGGUUGAGGGUGAGAGAAGCUUUGAGAAGGAACCAGCAGGCGCUUGGAUAAGGAAAGAAAAGCUCAACUGACGCGCUGGAAUGUUGCAUGUUUUCCUUCUGUGUAAAAACCCAGGCUCAGACUGAGUUUGGGAACUGUGCGUGUUUUAGCGGUGGUUCCGGAGCGACAUGGCCGCGCAACGCGUUCCCCUGAGCGGCUGCUCGCAGCACUCUGACCCGGGCUCAAACAGCGAGCGGAGCGCUGAUUCCCCUCUACCCGCCUCGGAGAGCGACUCGAGCGGCCACGUGUCUCCGCCCGACCCGGACUGGACCGAGGAGAGGUUCCGUGUGGACCGAAAGAGAUUAGAAACCCUGUUAUUAGCAGCCAGCGAGGGGCGAGUCAUCGGAGGAGAUGAUUUUUUCCAAAAGAUCAUGGAUGAAACAAGCACGCAGGUCGCCUGGCCUUCCAAACUUAAAAUUGGAGCCAAAUCCAAAAAAGACCCUCACAUUAAGGUCAGCGGGAGGAGAGAUGAUGUGAGAGAGGCAAAAGAAAGGAUCCUGUCUGUUCUGGACACGAAGAGUAAACGUGUGACGCUGAAGAUGGACGUGUCACACACUGAACACUCACACGUGAUCGGGAAGGGAGGCAACAACAUCAAGCGUGUGAUGGAGGAGACGGGCUGCCACAUCCACUUCCCUGACUCCAACAGGAACAGCCAGGGGGAGAAGAGUAACCAGGUGUCUAUAGCAGGACAGCCAGCAGGAGUUGAAACAGCCAGGGCUAAAAUCCGGGAGUUGAUGUCAUUAGUGUUGAUGUUCGAGUGCGGGGGAUUUAUCGAGUCCCUGGACCUCGGCUCUCCAGUAAUCCAGCACAUCGCACAGUCUUGCGGCGUCACCAUUACGUGCAAGCCACCUUCCCAUAUAUACGGCAACACGGUCGUCGUCCGCGGCAACCAAAGCAACGCCGCAGCAGUCAAGCGUGGUGCGGCUCUGCUGCUGGAUCACCUGGCUGGCUCCAUGUCUGGCUCAGUGACGGUCAGCACUCAGCUGGACAUCGCACCUCAACACCAUCUGAGUCUGCUGGGCCGAAACGCCGCCAACCUCAAACACAUCAGUCAGCGCACCGGUGCUCAUAUCCACUUCCCCGACCCCAGCACGGCCUCACACACUCACGCUCACACACGCCGCUCCAGCGUCUACAUUCAGGGCAGCAUCGACGCCGUGUGUGAUGCCAGACAGCAGCUCAUGGGCUGCUUGCCACUGGUUUUAAUGUUUGACAUUAAGGAGGAGGCUGAGAUCGAACCCCAGUGCAUCGCAACUCUUAUGGAGCAGUUAGACGUCUUCAUCAGCAUUAAACCCAAACCCAAACAACCCAGCAAGUCUGUGAUUGUAAAGAGCGUGGAGAGAAAUGCGAUGAACAUGCACGAGGCACGCAGGCUACUCCUGGCUCUGGAGAGCGUGUUCGGAUCUUCUCCAUGUCCCCCCGUUUCUUCUCCUUUUCCUCUCGGUACCAACAGCGUCCCUGUUAAUGACAACAGCUCCAGCGCAUCACUCCUCAACCCUGUUGGACUGGACGUCUUGGCCUCAGCUGGACUGGGACUAAGCACCCUGGGCCUCUUAGGUUCCCCAGAUCUCCCCACUCAUAACGGCUCGUCUGAAUCGAACCCGGAUCUGAAUGGACUUAACGAUGUAGUCGGGACAGUGCAAAGCAGCAACCUUUCACACACCCUGUCUCCAUUACACGGGUCUUCUCUCUGGACCAACACUCCCACUACAUCCGCCAACACUGCAGGGUUCUCCUCUGUCCUGAUGUUGCAGUCUGUCUCUCAGGGUUCACUCAGCAGUCUGCUGCUGUCCGGAGUCAACAGCUACUGCCAGAAUUACACACACAGUCCCUCUCUCACACACUCACACACUCACACUCCUUCUCCCCCACCAGGACUGGCACCAAUACACAAACCAGUGAGCACAGGGCAACUCAAAACACACAUGCCUUCUAUGUACAGAGGGAUUUCAUCUGUGUCAUUAACUGAAUCCAUGCUUGGACCCGCCCAUUGUGACCCAGCACAGGAAACUAAUGGACACAGCCAAUCAGAAGCUCUUUCAAACAAAUCUAGCUCUGAUGAAGGCUCUGACACAUUUGUUGAAGUGGGCAUGCCCAGGAGCCCAUCCCACUCAGCCAAUGGGAGCGAACUGAAGCAGAUGCUGGCUUCCUGUACAGUGUCAUCAGGGAAACGGCAGACUGUAGAACUGCUCCAAGGCACCAAGAAGUCACAUCUCCGAUCAGAGUGUCUUUUGUCAGAUGCUGAGCCUGACACUGUAGCUGAUAAGAGAGCACCAGGCAGCGAGAGAGCAGCAGAGAGGAACAGACUGGUCCCUCAUACACAAGCCUAUGACUAUGAACAGAAGAAGCUACUCGCCACGAAAGCCAUGCUGAAGAAGCCAGUUGUGACCGAAGUUCGGACCCCGACCAACACAUGGAGCGGACUCGGUUUCUCCAAGUCCAUGCCUGCAGACAGCAUCAAGCAGCUCCGCAGAGGCAGCCAUACACCCUACAAACCCUCAGUUAACACUACGGGUACUCUCUCAGCAUCAUGCACGGGCAACAGGGAGCAUCAUAGUAACAACGGUGAUGGAGAAAGCUGGUGCACCAGAAACGGUAGCUGUGUGAUUAACGGUGGUGCAGCAGCACAACACACAUUCCCCUCUACCAUAAGCUCUUCUGAGCGGAGCAAGAGCAGAAGCGCCAUGGACCAGUACCUGAGCACCAGUAAUUAUAUGGAGUGCAUUUCAUUUAUGGGCGGCAGUAAGGCGUCAUCUCUGAGCUCCUCUCUUAAAGGUACAGACCUGCCUGAGCUUUUCAGCACUCUGGGACUGGGCAAAUACACUGAUGUCUUCCAGCAGCAGGAGAUUGAUCUGCAGACGUUUGUCACACUAACGGAUCCUGAUCUGAAGGAACUGGGAGUCACGACGUUUGGAGCACGUAGGAAAAUGCUGCUGGCGAUCUCAGAGCUGAAUAAGAGCCGGCGGGAGCUUUUCGACCCUUCGAACAUCCGCACGUUGUUCCUGGAGGAAGGAGUAAACAGCCGUCUGGCUCGACACUUCCGCGCCGAUGUGGCCAGCGUGAGCGGGCGUUGGUGAUUUAAAAUAAAUAAAUAAAUAAAUCACAAGACAGUAAAAUCUAAUACCUCUGUGGUACUAGUUAAUGGUACCUCUACAUGGAUUACACUACACACCAACUUACUAAUGUGGCGAUUCUGAUCAUGUAGAGCAAACCUUUUCAUUCUGUACAAUCAGGCUGGAUAAUGUUGAAAGACAUAAGGGUCAGUAAGGUCCUUUUUUUUUGCCACAAGUGCCAAAAAUUAAAACGUUGACUAUCUUCAGAGGCAGUUUGGGGAAUGUUGGCUGCUACUUUGUUGCCUUAGAGUGAAAAGUGUAUAAAAGGGUCAAACGGUACGUUUAACUUUGGUACUCCUGCCUCCUCUGGCACAUUGAAGUAUCAGUAUUAAGCACUUUAAGUUAGCUUUACGCGUGUAUGUGCGCACGUGCACUUACUAGUCGUCAGUGUUCGUAGUUCAAAGGUCACAGUUUAUGUUUGAGGCCUUGUUGUUUUGCUCAUAUUGAUGUUAUUCAUUGCUAUAAGGCUGCACUAUAAGGCUCCAGUGUAUAUUUAAUUUGAUUUUUGCUUUUUUUUUAAAUUUUGUAUUGUAAAUAUUUUUAUUUUGUAUACAUUACAUUUUCUUUGAGAAGCAUUAAUUUACAUUUUUUAUUGUCCUCUGGUUUUAGUUAGAAGGUCAUUUGUGGAUUUAUUAAUUUUUUUUCCCCCAAUAUGCCUCCAGAUUUUCCAGGAAAAAAAAAAACAAUAAUCAUUUUACAGAGAGAUGUUCGAGAAUAUAUUAAUGAUGAUUUUUUUCUCUCUCUCUCUCUCUCCAUUCCACGUUAUUGUCACUUUGGGACAUGUUCAUUUCUCUAGAUGCCUGCCUACCCGUAAUAUACAUUUAUUUUUGGCUUCGGAGUGAAGGUUAAAGAUUACAGGAAGUCUCGCUGUGUCCUAAACCACAUCCGCACCAUCAUUCUGUGUGUCUUUUCUUCUAGACUUUAUUUUAAACAAACCUCACAUAUAAAAUCAUUUCUAUAUGCAGCUGUGGAUUAAAAUCGUGUAUAGUGUAGGAUAAAUGAUGGUGAAAUGUAUUUGAAGUUAAUUAAAAUGAGGCUGUUUUUGUAUUGUUUAGUUUUGAUUAUGUGUAUGGCUGGUCAUCCAUUAUUUUAGUAGUUUGUUUGUUUGUUUUUUUACUUUGAAUAUUUCCCUAUUUUUAUAAGUUGACCUCGGUUUGUUGUGUGUGUUUUAUUUUUUACAAAAUAAUUGAGGUUAAAGCCUUGUAGCCUCGGGAUUACAAAGUGUAUGCUCUCUCUCUCUCUGUCUCUCUCUAUUUCCCCUUUGAGACAUAUUGCUUUAACAUCAUCCAUAAAUGUUUCCACUUUGAAAACGUUUGCUAGCUUGUUCUCAUGACAGAUCUGAUUGUAUCAACAGGUUUUUUUUGUUUGUUUUAUACACAUCUGGUUUUAGGUCAAACUUUCCAGAUGUUCAACACAAGGGACCCAAAGUUUUGCUAAGCAGCUCAUUAGCAUGUUUUAUUUAUUUUUUUUAUUUUUUAAUAAGAGCUCUUGUUAGGGUGUUGAUAUUAAAUAUUCAGAUGACACGUGAGAGUUACAGAGAGAUGAACUCCGCCACACAGGACGCAUUAAUCAUUUACAGGAAGUUCUUUACUGCAUGAUUGGUUGAACCAUGCUUUCUUGGGUGGACUUUGCUCUCCAGAGUGUUUGAUAUGAAGAAACGGUGAUUGGUGGUGAUUUAAGGAAUUUAUCAAUAUUCCUAAAGUGUUAAAGCAAUAAUUCUUCAAAGGUGUUUAAGUUGAUGGAGUGGACAUUUUUAAUUUAGGUUCUUUCUUUUUUUUUUUUGAUGGUCCAAAGAGUCGUACAGGAGAAUGUUCAGUACUUACAAGAAUCAGACCAGAGUCAUGACUGACUCACUUAAAGUUCCACAGGUUCUGUUUUUUAGCACAGUAAGAAGCAUGCGGAAGUGAUGCCUGUGCUGCAGACAGAUCAGCUCCUGGUCACAUCCUAAUAAAAAAGAAUCAGAAUGUUCAGAAGAAGUUCCAUUGUGGUUUGGUUACCAGAAUUAAAAUAAACAUAUGCAAGCAAA
This is a messenger RNA of Tachysurus fulvidraco (yellow catfish), 5233 nucleotides long. RefSeq names its product BicC family RNA binding protein 1a (gene bicc1a). Lineage: Eukaryota; Metazoa; Chordata; Actinopteri; Siluriformes; Bagridae. The record is from RefSeq and is a predicted model, not a curated record. The transcript is spliced from 21 exons. The coding region runs from base 220 to 3171 and encodes 983 amino acids. Gene Ontology annotation, molecular function: protein binding; RNA binding. Gene Ontology annotation, cellular component: cytoplasm.